Molecule: messenger RNA, 2847 nt
Organism: Aspergillus melleus
Lineage: Eukaryota; Fungi; Ascomycota; Eurotiomycetes; Eurotiales; Aspergillaceae
Gene: erdS
Product: aspartyl-tRNA synthetase, cytoplasmic
Exons: 1
Coding region: 1-2847 (948 amino acids)
Biological process (GO): aspartyl-tRNA aminoacylation
Cellular component (GO): cytosol; aminoacyl-tRNA synthetase multienzyme complex; cytoplasm
Molecular function (GO): ATP binding; RNA binding; aspartate-tRNA ligase activity
Source: RefSeq, a predicted model, not a curated record
AUGUCCAUUAAACGGGCUCUCUCGAAAAUCACCCCAGUAGUAGGCCAGUCCGAUGACUCCUCCGGUCAUUCCAAGAGUCUUCCCAGUUCGCCUCGUCGCAGUAUCCUCAGCGGUUUCCUGCGGGAGCGCGACUGGGCCUCCUCCUCCGAUGACGGCUCCGACGACUCGUCUCAGGGGACGAUGAGCAAAAACCAACAGAAACGGCUGGCUCGUCAGCAACGGCGACAGGAGCGAUCGCGCAUGAGUGAAGACCGUCGUUCCGGCGAGUCCGAACGCCACAAGGAGGAGAUCGCCGAAGCUGUCCGGAGCGAGACACCGGAGAUGAAGGCGCGCUACGGCGAUCUGCCCCUCAUGCAGUCCCGCACCCGUACCAACGAAGUCCGCACCCGCUUCGACGAUAUCUCCGCCGACCAGGUGGGGAAGCAGAUCUUCUUUACGGCCCGGUUGCACAUCGUGCGUCGCAUGAGCGCAAAGCUGGUCUUUCUGGUCUUUCGCCAGCAGCUCACCACCUUCCAGGGUGUCCUGCAUGAAGAGACCGGCGUGAAGUCCAUUGCCAUGGUCCAAUGGGCCGAACAUCUGCGACUGGGAAAUAUUGUGCAGGUGCGCGGCACCAUUCAGGCUCCUCAGGUUCCCGUGCUCGGCUGCACGAUCCAUGAUGUCGAGCUCUCCAUUGACACUAUCCACGUCGUGGUGCGUCGCGAGGAACCCGUUCCGUUCAGCGUGUACGAGGCCGAGAUUCGCACCCCCGAAGAAGACCGCGUCGAAGGCCGCCGGAGUCGCAUCCCCGACCGCACGCGCCUGACCAAUCGUUUGCUGGACUUGCGCACUCCAACUUCGCAGUCGAUCUUCCGCAUUCAGUCCGCCAUCGGCAACUUGUUCCGAUUUGCGUUGGAUGGCCAGGGAUUCAUCGAGAUUCACUCCCCCAAGUUGCAGGGCUCCGCCACCGAGUCCGGCGCCAGCGUGUUCGGAGUCAACUACUUCGCGCGCUCCGCCUUCCUGGCCCAGAGUCCGCAAUUGGCGAAGCAGAUGGCGAUUGCCGCCGAUUUCGACCGGGUUUACGAGAUCGGAGCUGUGUUCCGGGCGGAGAACUCCAACACCCAUCGCCACUUGACCGAGUACACGGGUCUGGAUAUUGAAAUGGCGAUCGAAGAGCACUACCACGAGAUGCUGGACGUGCUGGACGCCGUGAUAAAGAGUAUCCUGGAGGGCGUCUAUGGUCGCCACCGCCGCGAAGUGGAGAUUGUGAAGCAGCAAUUCCCGUCGGAGGAUGUGGUUUGGCUGGAGAAGACGCCCGUCCUACGCUUUGCCGACGGCAUCAAGAUGCUGAACGACUCCGGAUGGCGCGACGAGGAUGGCAACCCUCUCCCGGAUGACGAGGACCUGUCCACCCGCGACGAGAUACGUCUGGGCGAGCUCGUCAAGGCGAAGUACGGUACCGACUACUACGUCCUCGACAAAUUCCCCGCGAGUGCCCGUCCGUUCUACACCAUGCCCGACCCUGACGACAGCCGCUACACCAACUCGUUCGACAUUUUCGUGCGCGGCCAAGAGAUCGUGUCGGGCGGCCAGCGAAUUCACGACCCUCACAUGCUGGAGGAGAACAUGCGCCGAUCGGGUAUCGACCCGGAGACCAUGGAGGAAUACAUGGAAGGCUUCCGCUGGGGAGCACCUCCUCAUGCCGGAGCGGGUGUGGGUCUGGAACGGUUGUUGAUGCUCCUACUGAAGUUGGGCAACAUCCGCCUGGCGUCGCUCUUCUAUCGUGAUCCUAAGAGCUUCCCUGCGAAGCCCGAGGGUGUGCAGUUGCGUCACCCCGAAUCCUCAACUGUCGAACCCCAGUGGGUUCGGGACAAGGUGGCCAAUCUGGCGCCGGACGACGCGUCCCUUCAGCCGCUCGAGCACCUCAUCGCGAACUAUGGCGACGCCACCUCCACUUCUUUUGGCGAUGAGCGGUUCAAAAUCUGGCGGGAUCGGGGUACCGGUGCCGCGGUUUCCUACGUGCCUAGUAGCAACAACUACGUGAUCAUCCCGGGCAACCCUCUUUGCGAUGCCAGCCAGUAUUCGCGCAUCAUCAGCCAGUUUUUGCAGUGGCUGCGUCGUGAGACCAAGUACAAGCCAAUUUGGCUGCUGUGCUCCCCUCAGGUGGAAGACAUUCUGGGAGGAAAGCUCGGCUGGCGCAGCUUGUCCUGCAUCGCCGAGGAGCGCGUGGACCCGUCCCGCAACCUGGCGGCGUCGGACGGGGAGAUUGCACGCAAGAUUCGUCACGCGGAGAGCACUGGAGUGAAAUUGGUGACCUUGAACCAGGGCGAGAUGGUGUCGGACGAAGUGCGCGGCAAGAUCGACAAGCGCCUCCAGGACUGGCUGAACAACCGCAAGGGCACGCAGGUGCAUUUGUCCGAGAUCCGUCCCUGGUAUGACCACGAGCACCGCUGGUACUUCUAUGCCGUCGACAAAUCGGGCGAAAUCUGUGCUUUCGUCGCUCUGGCCAUGCUGGCACCCAGCUCGGGCAUGCAAGUCAAGUACAGCUUCGAUUUCCCCGGCUCUCCGAACGGCGUCAUCGAACAUAUCGUGACUCACGCCAUCCAGACUGCCGCUCGGAACGGAGUCAAAAGCCUCACCUUCGGCGCCGGAGCCACCAACAGUAUGACCCCGGGUCACAACAUGCACGGUGCCAAGGUGAAGAUGUUGCAACACACCUACGAGACACUGGCCAAGCAGUUCCAUCUGGUGCGCAAGAGCGAGUUCCGCGCCAAGUUGGGCGCGCACGAGGAGCCCCUCUUCAUUUCCUACCCUCCUCACGGGCUGGGCUCGAAGGGCAUCCGGGCCGUUCUUCACUUUUUCGAAGACUAA